AUGUUUGACUGCGAUAUUCCAAUACCACCCGGCGGUGAUGCUGCAGCCGGCACGGGCUCUGCCUGCAGCGACCACAUCUCCAUCCUCGCAAACCAGCCAGGAAGCCCAUCCACCGCAGCUCCACCAGCUACGGCACCGGCACCGACGCCUCCCAAGGUGCGAAGGUGCGCCUCGCCACCAACGUCAGCCCAGGCCCAGGCCCAGGUCCAGGCCCAGGCCAGCAAGCCGACGCCGACUCCAAGGACCAGCGCCAGGACACCAUGCAAUCCUCGGGUGGGCGGGCCAGCUGCCGCAAUGGCCUCUCCUGCUUCGCCACGCACGACCAGCGGCGGCUAUCCGAGUUCAGCUAGGACUGGGACCCGUCCUGCUCGUGCACCUGCCUCACCGCCAGCGAGUUCGUCCAAGAUGGAGAGCUCGCCACCUUCGGCACGGCGUGCAACACCCGGCACGUCCUCCUCAUCCUCCGGGCCGGAAGCCAUGGGCACAACCAUGCAGCAGUGGCUGCUGCUGUUGCCAAUAAGGUUGCAGCUGCCACGCAAGCCGGGCCAGGGCCGCAGCAAAGGAUGUGGAGGCAUCACACUGCGGGACGGGGCCUUGCGUCCCCCCAUCAGCUCCCGGCUUGCUGCCCUCGGGGAGUGUGCAGACGUUCGCUGUGGGACCCAUCGCCUGGCUCACCCGGAGGUACGGCCGGCUUUUGUGGCUUUUGCCAUGGAGCAGUGCAAAGCUGCGAAGCUCCACUCCGAAGUGACAGCUCUGGCAAUUGGCUCGGGCGGCCUCCUCUUUGAGUGGGAGGUGCUGGAAGCAUUGCAGACCAGCUGA
Molecule: messenger RNA, 819 nt
Organism: Symbiodinium sp. CCMP2592
Lineage: Eukaryota; Dinophyceae; Suessiales; Symbiodiniaceae
Source: the annotation of a GenBank genome assembly